GUAAGCCUAUGAUAGCAGAUUCGGGGCAAGCGUAGCGAGUUGGUAUCAAAGGCACGGCUAUGUAGGCUUUAGAGCUUACUUUUUUGAAGCUUGUUUCCGGAGCGCGGUGCCACAACUUGAAGGCAUGUGACGAGCUCAUAAAACCCCAAAGCAGAACGCGAUGGCCUUCUCCACCUAGCCCCACAAUGGAUACACUGUGAUCAUCGGACUGACAGGAUAUCAGAAUUUCAGCAAAGCUACAGAUGCAAGAGUUCCUAAGUGGCCCCCCAAGCAACAACCCUCUAAAUAAGCAGACUAGGCUUCAAGAAGAAGUCCCAACACUGGCAACUCCCUAAGUGCAAGGGGCUCAGAUGGCGCCCUCCCGAGGACGAUGCGACAUGCUUCCUUUUGCUAUUCUCUGGCGCACGCUCUUCAUUUGGCUUGCACUCCUGAUUUGCAUCACCGCAGGAUCAGAAACUGGGGAAGAGCUCUUCUGCGGAACAUCUUUGAUGCAAGGCUUCCGGGACGCAAUGGAGGAUAGGGCCCUGUGCAUAGACGUUAUUACAAUCCCGCUCGCUAAAGUGUGUCCACCUCUAUCAGAGUCAGACUCUGAUCAAGAAGCCGGAAGACAAAGAUUAGCUGAGGCUGGGGGAGCUGAGUCUGGCAAACUAGACGUAAGAGCUUUCGCAGUCUUCGACGGUCACGGGGGAGCUCAAGCCAGCGAGUUUGCAGCCCGGCACAUCCGACCGGUUCUCGAAGCAGAGCUAGUGGCUAACCUUGCGCAAGACAAGAAGCUCUGCAGCCUGUUCGAAAACGACUUAUCCGUAGAGCAGCUCCUGUCCGAAAGGACCCUGUCGAAAGGAGGGGCGCAUACACUGGAGAGCCUGAGCAAGGCUGUCGAGAGGGCGCUACUAAAGUUGGACACUGAGUUUCAGACUUUUGCAAUGUCGGAAGGGAUUGAUGCUGGGACCACUGCGUGUGUGGCAGUCCUUGUGGGGAACAGGUGGCUUCAGGUAGCAAACGUGGGAGACUCCCGUGCCACUCUCUGCUCCACCGCUCCUCCAUCAGGCUGCCCUUCCCGUUGCCCCGCCCCGACCCGCCGCGGGACCCGCAAAAAGCGGAAUUGCGGCUUGUGUGCCCAAGACCUGACGUCAAACCACCGCUUCGACCGGCAAGACGAGAUCGACCGGGUGCGCGCAUCCGGGGGGGUCGUUUUGGCUGUCAACGGCGUCCCCCGCCUGAUGGGCGUCUCGAUGCUGAGCCGCGCGAUUGGCGACCUGGACUUGAAACCGUACGGAAUGAUACCGGAUCCGGAGCUGUCUGAAUGGAUCGACAUCAGCGAUUCGGACGUCAGGUUCUUGGUGCUGGCGUCAGAUGGGGUGUACGAGGACAUUCCGGGGGGCCAGUGUGUGUGCGAUCUGGUAGCAAGCAUCGAGGGCGGUUCUGACGAUUCUGGGGGGGAAGUUAGGCGGCCAGCCAUACCCCUGAGGCCGUCGGACUCGGAGAAGGGGGGGUGGGUGAGGACGGAGAGUGAGACGAGUCUACAAGCGGAUGCAGCCCCCGACCAGGAAAAGCACCAUAGUGGAACCAGAGCCAACCUAAAAGCUCCUGAACCGGGCGUCCCAGUAGGCCAGCGUCCAGAAGUCGACGGAAGGGCGCUUCUGCCCGGGGCAAUUGCGGAGAAGCUGCGGGACGUAGCUUUCCAAAAGGGAAGCAUGGACAACAUUGCCGUGGUCGUAGUGGAUUUGCACGCGAUAAGCGAUGCCGCCAAAGACAAAGCGGGGACCAAGAACGAGAGCCGGGAGCAACUUGCCGAUCUGGGCGCGUCCGCUGAUGGCGCCACCGGCAAGCGGGGCAAUGAUGUCAGCGAGCCGGGUGCUGACGUCAGCAAGCGGGGCAAUGACGACGGCAAGCCGGACGACGUCGUCAGCAAUGAGCCGAACCCCGUUCCGACGAAACGCCUGGACGAGGAAGCGGUAACAGAAGAGACGGCUGGACGGGCGAUAGCCCAGGUCGACGAUUCGUCCCUCGUCGAGGCCGGGGGUUUCAAGGUUUACAUAAGCGGGCAGGUCGUAUAUGGGGAGGGCAGCGACUGGUGCUAUCAGCUGGUCGAACUGGUCUCCGGCUUACGGGCCCUCCCCGCCCCAGACACCAGCAUUGUUGCUGUCCCAAGCAACGUACGACCCCCCCAAGAGGAGCCUGUUCACACCGAGCAGGGGCCGUUUCGCACCAAGGCGUUCGCCCCUUCCCCGUCUUUCCCUGUUUACACUGGGGGCGUCCACGCCGAGCACGUUCACACCGAGCCCGUUCCCACCGAGCCCGUUCCCACCGAGUCCCUCCCCGUCUGCUCUGCUCUCGAGGCGCCCGUUCACACCGGCGAGGCGCCCGUUCACACCGCGGAAGAUUUGCACCCGAUUCCGCUCGGCCUGAAUUCUCCGGACGGCGACAUCGCCCUUCCCCAGUCGCCGUCCCCUUGGGCGACCACCCUCGAGCUGUACCAUCGGCACUUGGUCGCCACGAUCGAUCCAGGACUCGGGAUCUCAAGCCGAAUACGCGCUUCAAUUCCAGAUGGUUCCCAAGCGUUGGAUGGACUGGGCACUUUUCUCGAUAUUGUGGCCUCGGUUCCCGUUGAACCGGGGGGCUGGACGGAGUCGCGCUCAGACUGGAAGAGGCCCCCGGGGGAAAGCACCGGGGAGGAGGUCGGGGAGGAGUGGACGCCGGCGGGCGUGCAGCGGGAGGAGGGCGACCACAGGUAUCGAUACCUGCUCCGAAACAACUUUGCAAAGGGCUCCUUCGGCGAGAUUUGGCGCGCCGUUCGCGUGCCGGACAAGUCUGAGAACCACGGACGCAGGUGCCGGUAUACGGACGCGAGGAGCACUUCAUCGGACUUCGAUGGAGAGGAGGGAAAAAAUUGCCAUGGGGAUGCGGGAACGCUGUUCAUCCUCAAGCGGCUGCUAGUGGAAAAGGGCGGGGAGGUACGCCUCAGCGGUCUGCGGGAAAAGUUCUUUGGGGAGAUGCUGAUGAACGCGAGCGCCACGUGGCAGCACGAGCAGACGACAGCUCACGCCGAGCCAAGCGCGAACCCUGGAAGCGGCGGCACGCAGGCCCAGGGUUCGGGCGGCGAUUACUCGCACCUGGUCAGGUACAUAGAUUCCUUUGAGAUGCACUCGGGCCGAGAGCUGUGGCUGGUCUUCCGCGACGAGGGGAAAAGCCUCCGGGACUGGAUGUACGACAGCCCGGCCCCGUCCGGCGACCGUCCCGGCCUGGGCGUGGUUACACCGUCCGCAUGGUGGCGGUGGCUGCGUACGGACGUCCGCGGGCGGCAGGAGAUGAAGAGCAUCAUGUGGCAGCUCCUGGCCGCGCUGCGCACCUGCCAUCAGCAUGACGUCACGCACAGGGACGUCAAGCCGGAUAACCUUCUGUUGGUAACCCGCCCCGCACACAGCGCAUCGGACCCGUCCGCCUGGCAACAGGCGUCCAAUCUGAGCCUGCGCCUCAUCGAUUUCGGCAGCGCGUGGAGCCCCGCCGCUCACCACCUCUACGGUGCGCACGGCCCUUCCAGGUUACAGGAGACCCCGGAGUACUCCCCCCCCGAGGCGCUGUUCGCUCAGGAGCCCUGGCUGCCACGGCGACCGGACAAGGCCGCCAAGUACGACAUGUGGAGCGCGGGCGUUCUUUUUCUCGAACUUCUGCUCGGCAACCCCCACGUCUUCCAAGUGUCUGCACGCACACGCGCGCUCUUGGAGCGCCACCUGGCAGGCUGCCGCGACGCCACGUGUAAGGAGCUGGCGUACGUUCUGAGGGCCUUUCUGGAGCUGUGCAUCUACCCCCCCGCACCGAUGGCGGCCCUUUUUCCGCCUUCCACGGAAACUGGACGGACGGCGGAAGAUGAGAAACCACGAAGGGCGCGCCAGGUGGGUUCAAGUGCGCGGCAUGCGGCCGCGAGUUUGAGUCCAGCGCGCAGUGCCUCGCGCAUUCGGCUGCCCUUCACCACAAAGAGAUCAGUCCACCGACCCACUGUACUUGACGGAGGGCAAAAUGCUGCAUACGCUGCGGGAGUACGUCACAUUCACACAGCACUCGCGACUUCAAGAUGA
This is a messenger RNA of Klebsormidium nitens, 4076 nucleotides long. The record is from the annotation of a GenBank genome assembly. Lineage: Eukaryota; Viridiplantae; Streptophyta; Klebsormidiophyceae; Klebsormidiales; Klebsormidiaceae.